AAAAUGUAAAGGUCCGCUCGGGGUGCUGCCCCUGCUCCAUCAUCACAUACUGCCAGAACAAGAGAAGAAAUAAUGAAUCAUCAGUUAGGGCCUUUAAUCGAAGCGUAGACAGUUUAUUUCAUAUGAUUUAAUAGCUGACUCCAUUUUCGAGUAGCUAAUACUCAGUAUAAUUUUCAGGCAGUGAAGUAUUAACGCUGCAGGGCUCGGUGGCCUGAUUUUUGUGGCUUUUAACGUUAAGCUAGCUAAACAAGCUCAGUCAAACUUGUACUUUUUUGUGAAAGAUGGCUGACAACGGAGCGCACCCGACUGAAGAGGACCCGGCCGCCGCUUUCCUGGCUCAACAGGAGAGUGAGAUAGCGGGGAUAGAGAACGACGGCGAGGCGUUUGGGGCGCUGGAAGGAGCGGGUGUCCAGCAGCCGCAGACGGUCAACUAUGACGGCUUUGAAGAGUCUGCCACGGUGAAUGGAGACAUGUUUCAGGAGUCCAAUGGCCCAACAGACAACUAUGCAGCCAUUGCCCAGGUGGAUAUUCAGAGGCAAGAACCUGAAAGUUUACGCAAAUGGAGGGAGGAGCAGAAGGCACGCCUUGAAGCAUUAGACUCGGCAUCCAAGGCAGCGGAGGAAGAGUGGAGAGUGAAAGCCAAGAAGGAGCUUGAGGACUGGCAUGUACACCAAAGUGAGCAGAUGGAGAAGAACAAGGCCAACAACAGACUCUGUCCAAGUCUGGCACGGAUUGCUGACAAGGCUUUCUACAAACAGCCCAACUCUGAUGUUAUAGGCUUUGUAGCAUCUGAGGAGGCUUUCCUGGCAGAGACUGACAGCAACAGCCCCGGAUCUGAAUGGGAGCGAGUAGCCCGUCUCUGUGACUUCAAUCCAAAAACCAACAAGCAAGCGAAGGAUGUUUCUCGAAUGCGAUCUGUGCUGAUCUCUCUCAAACAGGCACCUCUGGUUCGCUAGAAGAUGUCAGUGGGGGAGCUAGAAACAUUGCCUUUUAAUCUCACAUUGCAUCAGAAGGAUUUGUAUACCCUUUUGUGUAAAAAAAAAAAAAUCUGGUAUGUUUAUAACCUUUAAACACUUCCUGCCUUUAACAAUGCCUAUUAUAAUCAAGUAAUAUACUUAAUCUGACACUCAUGUGAGAGGAGGGCCUUUUGUUACAACAUCCUUUAGCUGGUCAGCUUCAUCACUGCUAUAUUAAGAAAAUAUUAUUACUGUAAAUUCAAUAAUUUCCUUUUUCCUUUAACUUAUAAAUUGUUAUUAGGUCAACUUUACUGCAUGCCUUCCUGAUAUUUUGGAUGCACAGUUUUAGUUGUUUUAAUAAAUUAGCAUUAUGGUCAAACACCCAAUGAUUAAGCACUGUUACAGAUUAGAUUGUAACCAGUUAUGCCUCUCAUCAACUGUAAACACAACCAUUAACCCGAGCACAUAUUUGGUGUAUUAUGUUAUAUCCCUAAUUACUGUAUUUAAGUUAGUUAGCAUACAUACGCAAGCUUGUGGCCUUUUUUGAUCUAGCUCUUAACUAAAUUUGAGCACUUAGCCGGAUGAAUUUCUCUCCAAUUUGGCAAAACUUCAGCAAAAAAAAUUAAAUAAAAAAACAACCAAAGAUUUCUGAUUUCAUCAAAGUUUUCAGAGUUCACGACUGACGGGUUGUUUCUCAUCUCACAAAUUUUUUGUCGGCAAAAGUGACCGUUUUCUGUUACACCAACAAAUUUUUUUACUUUUAUUUUUUAAUGCAUUAAGGGUUCAUUGUCAACAGCGACAUCUUCACAUUGUUUCACACGUUGCCUAUUUGGAUUUAAUGAAUAGUGAAAAAGUGAAUGUUAAAAGGGAACUGGAAAAUAAAAAAAUUAAAAAAAAGA
This is a messenger RNA of Archocentrus centrarchus (flier cichlid), 1855 nucleotides long. RefSeq names its product clathrin, light chain B (gene cltb). Bases 282 to 956 code for a protein of 224 amino acids. Gene Ontology annotation, molecular function: clathrin heavy chain binding; structural molecule activity. Lineage: Eukaryota; Metazoa; Chordata; Actinopteri; Cichliformes; Cichlidae. The transcript has 7 exons. The record is from RefSeq and is a predicted model, not a curated record. Gene Ontology annotation, cellular component: postsynaptic endocytic zone cytoplasmic component; plasma membrane; clathrin coat of coated pit. Gene Ontology annotation, biological process: clathrin-dependent endocytosis; intracellular protein transport.